UAAAAUUCUCUCAAUUUUUUUUCUCUUUCUUUUCCCCUUGGCCAAAUCCUGCAUAUACACAACGUCGCCGCACAGCCACACAGCUUGUAAACUAGCUUCCUCGCUCGCAAUCAAACUCGUUUUCUCGCCAUGGACAGCCCCUACCGCAGGGAGCUCCAAGUCGCCCUCGCGGCCGUCGAGCGCGCCGCGACCGUCAGCCAAGCGGUUCUUCUUUCUUCGGCAGGCAGGGACACCGCGGCCGUGGAGAAAGACGACCUCAGCCCCGUGACGGCGGCCGACCUGGCCGUGCAGGCCCUCCUCGCGGCGUCGGUCGGCCAGGCCUUUCCCGGCGACGUCCUCGUCGGCGAGGAGUCGGCCGCCCAGCUGAGAUCCCACCCGCGCCUGCUGGAGAGGGUGUGGGAGCUGCUGCUGCCGCUGCGGCGGGACGCCGAGGCGGGGACCGAGUUCGGCCUUCCCCGCGACAGGGACCACCUCUGCGAGCUGCUCGAUCGGUGCGGCGAGGGCGUGCCGGGGCCGAACGGGCGCACGUGGGUGUUUGAUCCUGUCGAUGGGACCAAGGCGUUUGUGCGGGGCGAGAUGUACGCCAUCAACGUGGCGCUGCUGAGCGGGGGCAGGCAGGUCGUCGGGGUUGCGGCGUGUCCGCUCCUGUCGGCGCGGACCGGGGCCGGGGACGGCGGCUCUGCUGUUUGCAACGUGUCGGUCGACCCCGAGGGAAGGGGGGCUGUGCUGUUUGCUGCGCGGGGCUACGGCGCGUACGUGCGCCCGCUCUUUGGGGCCGGGGCCCGUGACGCCGUGCCGCGGCGCCUCGGCGGUGGCGACGGAUCUGCGAGGCGCCUGAGGCGGGCGGUGACGUGCGUGGAUGGGCUGGUGUCCGGGGUGGAUGACGGCGUGCACGCGGCGGUGGCGGCGCGCCUGGGAAGGGAGUACCCCGGGUGCGACCUCCUCGGGUGGGUGCCGAGGUGGGCGGCGCUGGCGCUUGGGGCGGCCGACGCGACGGUGUGGGUUUACGGUACGAGGGAUUAUCAUGCCAAGGUGUGGGAUCAUGCCGGGGCGAUGUUGUUGUUUGAGGAGGCGGGCGGGUUGAUUACUGAUGUGGAUGGGAGGCCGAUCGAUCUCGCUGCUGGGAGGAAGUUAAAGGGGAACUUUGGGUUCGUCGCUGCGCUGAAGGCAGAGCAUGCUGAGGUGCUGGUGGUGGUGCAGGAGACGCUUAGGGAACGGGGGUUGAGGCAUUUGUUGCUGGAGGGUUAGGGGUUGCCGUGGAUGUGAUGAGC
Molecule: messenger RNA, 1271 nt
Organism: Phialemonium atrogriseum
Lineage: Eukaryota; Fungi; Ascomycota; Sordariomycetes; Cephalothecales; Cephalothecaceae
Exons: 1
Coding region: 130-1248 (372 amino acids)
Biological process (GO): sulfate assimilation
Molecular function (GO): 3'(2'),5'-bisphosphate nucleotidase activity
Source: RefSeq, a predicted model, not a curated record